Messenger RNA from Vanderwaltozyma polyspora DSM 70294, 1278 nucleotides. RefSeq lists its product as uncharacterized. The transcript has a single exon. NCBI's taxonomy places the organism in Eukaryota, Fungi, Ascomycota, Saccharomycetes, Saccharomycetales, Saccharomycetaceae. The coding region runs from base 1 to 1278 and encodes 425 amino acids. The record is from RefSeq and is a predicted model, not a curated record.
AUGAACAAUCAUGUGGUAGUUAAUGCUCCUCUGGAGUACUCCGACAGAGCUAGAAAUAGUAUUAAGAAGGCUUUACGUAACAAGAGAGUUAUUCCUGAUAAUAAUAAUAAUAACAAUGAUAAUAAUAAUACUUUACAUAAUAAUAGAAAUUUAGUGCCGAGUGGCUAUAAUAACGACGAUUUAAAUUCAAUUCAUUCAGAUAAUAAGAGUAUCUUUUCUGGAAAUUCCUCUUUUUCGAAUAAUUCCUCCUUUUCGAAUAAUUCAGUUUUUUCAAACAAUUCAUCAUAUUCACAGUUUUCAAGAGAGUCGUCUAUAGCAUCACAAUAUUCUGAAGAUGAAAAAUAUGUUCAUCCAAUACCUCAUUUCCCACAAUUUAUAACCACCCAAAUACCAUUACAAGAUGCACUACCGAAAUCAUUCUAUGAUAUGUAUUCUCCAGAAACGUUACUUUCAAAUCAUAAAUCUUUAUUGGAAAAUGGGAGACCUUCAUUCACUAAAAGAGAACUAUUAGAUUGGGACAUGAAUGACAUUAGAUCCUUAUUAAUUAUAGACAAAUUAAGACCUGAGUGGGGUAAUCAGUUACCAACUAUCAUUUCUCCACAAAAUGAAGUUUACAAUAACCCCAAUAGCUCUUAUUUACCAGAAUUUAGAUUCCAACUACUACCAUUAUCAUCAACGGAUGAAUUUAUAGUAGAAACUUUGGUGAAUUCAGAUAUUUAUAAAGAAAGUGAUUUGGAUUCCCAAUUUAAAUUAUCCUCGGCAAGAUAUACCGUUGCUCAAGCUAGAAAAAGGUAUGAAUCAGCUAAUCCUAAUUUACAACAAUCUACGUUAAUGCAUUUAUCCAAGCCGGAAUGGCGUAACAUUAUAGAAAACUAUUUAUUGAACAUGGCUGUAGAAGCCCAAUGUAGGUACGAUUUUAAACAAAAAUGUUCAGAAUAUAAAAAAUGGAAGCAACAUCAAAUGUCUUUACAACCUUCAGAAAGAGUUAAUCUAAAGAAACCUGAUAUGCCACCACCUUCUAUGAUACCACACAAUUUUAACAAUACUAAUACAGCUUCAUCCUUGCUAAAGAAAACUUUAAUGAAAAAUUUUAAUAAAAAACACAGUAGUGAAAGUUCAAGUCCGUUGCUACAAAACAACGAGAAUAAUCAACUAGACCAAAAAUCAGUUAAAAUAUCCUUAACAAAGGAAGAGAAAGCUAAUAUUUGGUCACAUUGUCAAGCUCAAGUCUACCAGAGAAUUGGCUUAAAUUGGAAACCAGAUUCAUUGGCGACCUAA